Molecule: messenger RNA, 1892 nt
Organism: Scatophagus argus
Lineage: Eukaryota; Metazoa; Chordata; Actinopteri; Scatophagidae
Product: extracellular serine/threonine protein kinase FAM20C-like
Exons: 11
Coding region: 166-1854 (562 amino acids)
Biological process (GO): protein phosphorylation
Cellular component (GO): Golgi apparatus
Molecular function (GO): phosphotransferase activity, alcohol group as acceptor
Source: RefSeq, a predicted model, not a curated record
AACAAACAAAACACACAAACUCAAUCUUCCUGGCAAAGACCAGGGCAAAAAAAAAAAAAAAAAAACUGUAGAAAUGCCACCAAACUCUGAUCAUCCAACUCAUUAAAAGAGGAAGGGGAGCAGAACAGAGGGUGAGAAGAAAAAGGUCUUGAAGGGAAAGAGAUCAUGAUAAAACUGAACCUGGGCCGAACCACUCGCUCCAUCUAUCUGGGUCUGGCAUGUCUGUCCCUUGCUCUCCACCUCCUUUUGGCAAUAUUUUGUCUCUCUGUCCUCCAGAAUGCCUGUGUCCUCCCCACCUCCUCUUCUUCCUCCAUACCAAGAACAGAUACUCAGCACCAUCAGCCUAUCUCCCACUCCUCCUCUUCUUCAGCUGUCUCCUCCUCACAAAAACUGGCAACAAUCCCUCAGGAAGAGCAUCACAAACUGAAUGCCAAAACCUUACACCCUAAAGAAAAACUUUUAUUCAGUGAUGCCACUGAGAGGGAAAAGAAACUAAUUGGAGCUGGACAAGUAAUUCAAAAAUUCAGGGGUCAUUCUAAGCUGGAGGCGCUGUUCAAGCACCCGCUGUACAACCCGCCACACCCAGAGCUGCAAGAAGAUGACUGGCUGCUGAGGGUGAAGAUAAAUGAACAUUCAAGGGAUACAGGAAAUGAAGAAGAGGAGGGAGAAGAGGAGAUCAGCAGUGAGAGUCAGUGGCAGAGUUCCAGUCAGGAUGAAGGCUAUGACAAAGUCACUUGGACGAGAGACGUGGAGACCCACCCUCCCUGGCUUCGCUUCCACCUGGGCAUCUCCCGCUGGGAGCUGUACAACAGGAAGGAUCCUAACCUGGUCCAGCUGACCCACUAUUUGGCAACGCAGCGUAUCCUCAGUGCUGUUCAGAAGACAGGAGGCACCCAGCUCAAGCUCGUCAUGUCGUUUCCAAACUACGGACAAGCUCUGCUGAAACCCAUGAAACAAUCCAGAGAUGCAGAGACAGACGAAAACCUCUUCUAUUUCUCCGACUUUGAACGACACAAUGCAGAGAUUGCUGCCUUUCACCUUGACAGAUUGUUGGGCUUUAACAGGGUCCCUCCAGUGGUUGGCCGACUCAUCAAUGUCACCACAGAGAUCAGAGAGAUCACCACUGACCGCAGGCUUUCCAGGACCUUCUUCACUUCCCCCGCGGGGAACGAGUGUUUCUAUGGCCAGUGUGAGUACUACUGUUCAACAGAGCAUCCAGUGUGUGGUCAGCCACAUGCACUGGAGGUUUCCCUGGCCGCCAUGCUUCCUGACCUCAGCCUAGCCCCCCGCAGGUCCUGGAGGUCACCAUGGAGACGUUCCUACAGCCGCACCAAGCUGGCACAGUGGGAGAAGGACCCGGCAUACUGUGACACAGUGAAACAGACGCCUCCUUACAACCAUGGCACCAGACUGGUGGAUCUCAUAGACAUGGCUGUACUGGACUUCCUCAUGAGCAACAUGGACAGACACCACUAUGAGACGUUUGACAAAUUUGGCAAUGAGACAUUUCUGCUGCAUUUGGACAACGGUCGAGGGUUUGGGCGUCAUUCUCGGGAUGAGCCGUCUAUACUAGCUCCUUUGCAACAAUGCUGCAGGAUCCGUCGCUCCACCCUCCUCCGCCUGCGCCUCUUGUCGCUCCCUCACUUCUGUCUGAGUGAUGUCAUGCGGGAAUCGCUGGCCCAGGAUCCUCUGGCAGGCAUGGCCCCCCUCCUCUCUGAAACACACCUCUCUGCUCUGGACAGACGCCUUGCAACUGUCCUGCAGGUGGUGCAGACCUGUCAGCAACACCACAAAGAUGUCAUUUACAAUGACUUGGAGGAAUAUGAUGAGGACAGUGACAAACAACCUGACUGAAGAAAAACAAAACCAAUAAAUUAUAAAUAGUUCUCAUA